Rhodamnia argentea is the source of this 2180-nucleotide messenger RNA. RefSeq names its product acyl-CoA-binding domain-containing protein 4-like. NCBI's taxonomy places the organism in Eukaryota, Viridiplantae, Streptophyta, Magnoliopsida, Myrtales, Myrtaceae. Gene Ontology annotation, molecular function: protein binding. The coding region runs from base 70 to 1989 and encodes 639 amino acids. The record is from RefSeq and is a predicted model, not a curated record. The transcript is spliced from 9 exons.
GUGAAUGCCUUACGCUCCUUGAGUUAAGGGGAAGCUCAAAGGAAAAAGGGUCAGAGAGAGAGAGAGAGAAUGUGGUGUGGAGGAGGUGAGAGUGCAAAGAAGAAGGCAAUGUGGCUCUAUCCAAAGGUUGUGGGAUUCAAUCCUCCCGAGAGAUGGGGACACACUGCUUGUUAUUCUCAAGGGCAUCUUUACAUUUUUGGGGGAUGCUGCGGAGGUUUGCAUUUCGGCGACGUGCUUGUUCUUGAUCUCGACAAUAUGGCUUGGAGAACCCUCGCGACCACCGGCCAAGGACCCGGCCCGAGGGACAGUCACAGUGCUGUUCUUGUGGGGCACCGGAUGGUUGUGUUUGGGGGCACGAACGGCUCCAGAAAGGUUAAUGACCUUCACGUGCUGGAUCUCAGGACCAAAGAGUGGACUCAGCCGAACUUCAGAGGGAGACCGCCGUGCCCUCGCGAGAGCCACUCUGCCACGCUCGUCGGGAAUGAUAAGAUGGUCAUUUUCGGGGGUAGUGGCCAAGGCGAAGCGAACUACUUGAACGACUUGCAUGUUCUGGACCUAGAGACGAUGAGGUGGAUGUCUCCCGAGGUAGAAGGCGAGAUUCCUGUCCCUAGGGACAGUCACAGCGCUGUUGCCAUGGAAAACAAGUUAGUGGUGUAUGGUGGAGACUGCGGCAAUCGGUAUCUUGGCGAUGUCGAUGUACUUGAUACGGACACAAUGACCUGGUCCAAGUUGACUGUUCAAGGAUUUACACCCGGAGUCAGAGCUGGUCACGGCGCCGUGAGCAUUGGAACCAAGAUCUAUGUCCUUGGAGGGGUCGGAGACAAGCAUUAUUACAAUGACAUUUGGGUGCUUGAUAUGGUCAAUCAUCUAUGGACGAGGCUUGGUGCACACGGCCAACAACCUCGGGGAAGAUUCUCGCAUACAGCUGUUGCUCUAGGAACUGACAUCUCCAUCUACGGCGGAUGUGGAGAGGACGAGCGGCCACUCAAUGAGCUAUUGAUCCUGCAGCUUGAAGAAAAAGAUUCUAAAUCCCAUCAGAACAACCCUUUGUGUAGCAUCUUGCCGGAGCAAUGGAACAAAAAGAAUAGAAGACGGCCAAGAGGAACCGGUAGCACCAACGAUACCUUUUACAAUGGCAAAGACAUCUUCAGCAGAGGAAUUUCGGCAGCUGGAGCCGAAUCGAAGGAAUCCGCUCGUUUCUGUCCAGAUGCUUUUCGCCUAAAGCGGGAAAGAACUGCCUAUUCGAGGGUCUUGGAAGUAGAUUCAGAGCAAGAAGAGCAUUCCCUCUCGCUGUCUCAGCAUUCGUCCCCAUCGCAGUCCGAUCAAGAGCAAACUCAAGUUUUCAAAGCCACCAAUUCAGUCGGAGGAUCUCAAGAAUAUCAUUUCCUUAAGAACUUCAAUCAGAUCCACAGCGAUGGCCAACCUGAUGGCAAUGUUCUUAGCAGCCCGAACACAAUCACGAUUGACAAUCACGGAAGUCCGCCGGAUCUUGUUCUAGGGGGGCAACAAGUCAUCACUAGACAAGAACCGUCUGCUCACGUUGCUCCCAAUUAUCAACAAGGAUUGCAUUGCCGACCCGAACCACGACCCGAACAGACACCAAAUGGUUCGGCGCCUGUUCAGAAUAUGAUUGGAGCUGAAGUUCGUGGAAAAGUUGAUGGAGCUUUUGAUUCGGGCUUCUUAGUGACCGCAAGCGUCAAUGGAAAGAUAUUCAGAGGAGUCUUAUUUGCUCCGGCACCGAGCUUCACGUUCACAAGCGCCGUUCUCACUCAAAAUCCUCCACCUCGUCCAACUCAGAUUCCCCUCGCCCGCCCGCCGCAAAACUCGGGCCAUGUGGAAACCGCGAGGCAUGCUCAGCAAGUGCAAGGGGCGAGGCUGCCGCCGCUUCAGGCCGAUAGAGCCUCUCCUCUGCUGGGCAAGGAGCCGAAGCAGAGGAGCGAUCUUCAAGGCGUGGUUCUGACAUUGGGAGGACCGGCUAGCGGUCAUUAGUUAUAGCUUUACCGAUUAACCCAACACUCCCCACUCCAUAAUAUGUGAAAGCUUAAGAAUGGAGCGCACACUCAUUCCUUGUGCUGCUCAUUAAGUACCGCAUGCUAAGUGUAAUCUCCUGGUCUUUCCCUUUCGUUUGUGCCUACGUAGUUCUUGAAGGCAUGCUCUAUAUUUCCCUCAAAAUUCCGAAC